Molecule: messenger RNA, 1211 nt
Organism: Ipomoea nil (Japanese morning glory)
Lineage: Eukaryota; Viridiplantae; Streptophyta; Magnoliopsida; Solanales; Convolvulaceae
Product: cinnamoyl-CoA reductase 1-like
Exons: 6
Coding region: 69-1046 (325 amino acids)
Molecular function (GO): oxidoreductase activity, acting on the CH-OH group of donors, NAD or NADP as acceptor
Source: RefSeq, a predicted model, not a curated record
UCUACCUUGGAGGUUUCAAACUAAGUUUACAGAUCUAGCUAACUAGGGAAUUUAAUCUGAAAAAGAGGAUGAGCGGAGAGGGAAAGGUGGUUUGCGUCACCGGUGCUUCCGGCUUCAUAGCUUCUUGGCUCGUCAAGCUUUUGCUCCGCCGUGGUUACACUGUCCACGCCACCGUACGCAGCCUCAAGGAUCCAAAUAAGGUGGCACAUCUUCUUGCUUUAGAUGGUGCCAAGGAAAGACUGCAUUUGUUUGAAGCCGACUUACUUGAAGAAAACUCUUUUGAUCCUGCAAUUAAUGGGUGUGAUGGUGUUUUCCACACAGCAUCACCUGUUUCCUUUUCACCAUCUGCAACUAAGGAAGAACUAGUGGAUCCUGCAGUAAAGGGGACACUAAAUGCUCUUGGAUCAUGUGCGAGAACACCUUCUGUAAAAAGGGUAGUGGUGACGUCCUCAACGGCUUCUGUUCUGUGCAAACGAAAUCCCAUAAAGGCAACUGAUAUAGUCGAUGAGACUUGGUAUUCAGAUAAAGAUUUUACAGAGGAAAUAAAGCAAUGGUAUGUCCUGUCUAAAAUCCUUGCCGAGGAAGAAGCAUGGAAAUAUGCAAGGGAGAAUGGGAUUGACAUGGUUUCAUUGCAUCCUUGUCUUGUUAUUGGCCCUAUUCUACAACCAACUCUUAAUUUUUCAACCAAUGUGAUUCUAGACCUCAUAAAAGAGGAAAAGGAUUUCUUUUCUGGAGCGGGUGGUAGUUAUGUUGAUGUUAGAGAUGUGGCAAAUGCACAUAUCCAAGCAUUUGAGGUACCUUCUGCAAGUGGAAGAUACUGUUUGGUUGGUGAAACAAUAUACUGUUCUCAGAUUUUGAAGAUUGUAGGCCAGCUUUACCCUUCUCUUCCCAUUCCUAACAAAUAUAAAGGAGACAUGCCUGUAGUGCCAACUUUCAAAGUAUCCCAAGAAAAGGCGAAAAGCUUGGGGAUCAACUUCACUUCUUUUGAAGUAAGCCUUAAGGAUACAAUUGAAAGUUUAAUGGAGAAAAACUUCCUCAGCUUCUAAUUUUUGGAUUUCUUAGCUUGUUGCUUUUGUGGCGUUGUUGAAUGUUCUGUAAUUUUUGAAUCUCUGUGAUGUACUAAUAGUCAAAGAAGACUAAACAUCAAACACUUGUCUUAUUAUGAUUUCCCGACCCUUGUUUAAACAAGUGACUUGCUUUUCUGGCCGAAA